CCCACACACCCACCAAUGGACCCAUACUCACAUAAAGACACACACCCACAUUAUAAGAAAUUAUAAGGCGUCUUUGAGGAAACUUUGAGUAUCAUUUGAGUAUCUCAUUGCUGAGCCAAGUGUCCUAGUUUUCGGUAAUUAAAACAUGGUCACCCUGGAUAAGACCCUGGGUCCUGCCAUAUAGCCAUCAUUGCCAUCACUAAAUAAACUAUCUGAUCUGAGUGACGUUCCUUGAAAAUGCAGUGGAGUCAAAGGUACAAUACUUGUCUUAAAAUGAAAUGUUUUUAGAUUCAUACAUUUCCUCCUACCAUUAAUACUUGAAUCAAGUACAGCUACUCAAAAAUGUUCUGAAGCACAGCACUCGAGUAAUUUAUGUCAUUACUAUCACCACUGCUUUUCAACACACACCCUAUUUUAGACAAUCAAACUUGAACUGGGCCUGUAUAGCUUGGCUUCCCUGUAGGAUUAUGUCUUUUUUGUUGCAACACCUUAUGAGACUAUGCACACGCACACAAAAAGAUGCCAUUCAGCUAGGUGGUUUUGCAGCCAAUCUAUCAAUCAGCCUGUAUCACUCAACACUCUAGAUCUCAGUCUGUGUCUUUGAGCAACUGGUCUUCUUCAUUUAUAGUAAACUCCUUUGAUAUACCUGUUUGGUGAGUCUGACUGAAAGACAAAACCCAUCAGAUAAAAGAGAAGUCAAAAAGAGGAGUGAGCACAGAUGCUUGUUGCUUCUUGCUGUCAAGGUAGGACACCUAUUUCUGCCACUCCAGAGGACAAAAAUACUUAAACUUUGCGUUAUAUUUGCUAUAAAUACCCCAGUCUUUGUUUGAAUUAUAGAUAGAAGGAAUUAAACGCUUGUUUCCUUGUAUAUAUUUCUUAUAGGAAACUUGGUAGUCAGUUAGGGCUUCUUUGACUCUUGAUUUUUUACGUUACUGUUCGUUCAGUGGUACACAUCAAAGUUUUCAUAAGGUUUCGUUUAAAGCAGAUGGGCUGAAGGGGUUUGAAAUAGUGCUCUAGUGUAGUAUUUCAUCGCAAAAACACAUAGUUAUAUCUCUAAGUCUCAUAAAAGUAACCGUAAUAUAGUAGCAUCUGAAGCUUUCACUUUACAUUUAAUAUGAAGAUGAUGUUUAGGAGUUCUGUCUUUAAUUCAUCUCUAGAUAUAAUUGCUCUCAGUGCAUUCACUUUCAUCAGUCUUGCCAAGCUUGUUAGGCGAGUCACUUGCAAUGGCAGGUAUCACGAAAACCCUGUCAUCACUAAAUGCUGUUUAAAGGAACAUCACAACAUUUCUGCCCGCUGUCAUUUCAGCUCCCUCAAAGGAUAGGAAGUGAUGCUUCGCUGGGUCUUGUUCGCUUUGUUCUUUGGUAUUUGUGCCGGUGCCGGAGAACAGAAGAAUGGGGCAGCAAAGCCUGAGUCCUUAGCAAGAGGUGAAUGAUUUUGGAGCUAUUACAUCUCAAGAACCCUGAAUUUGUUGUUCUGAGCUUGACUUUGUGUCCUAAAAUGCACUGACUGAUCCCACUUUUUGGUGGUGUGUCCUGCAGGAUGGGGGGCUGGCAUUUCCUGGGCUAAAACUUAUGAGGAAGGGCUGUCAAAGAUGAUUAAAAGGUAAGAGAGUACACCUGGACAACAGCUCUUAUUUCUAUUCUUUAUGUGGACACUAAAGUUGGUAGGAGGAGACUGUAGAUGAAAACUGCAAUAUGUGAAUUUUUAUUAUGUGUGAUAUACACUCAAGUGAGGGGCCUAACAGAUGGUGUGCAUGAGUUACUAUCACCUGAUAACACAGUGAGCAGAAAGCUAGCACACACAGCUCCUAAAAAUGCUGCUUUCAAAUCAUCAGUCACUUUUUUACAGUCCUUUACAGCACUGCAUAUGACUGUCCACACGCAGUCUUUCAGUCACUCGUGUCUGUAAUAGUGAUGAGGUGACUGGCAGGUUCAGUUAAGGUGACAAAGCUUCAUCUAUUCACUCACUUGUGGAGUAUAACGCCAUUAUGUUCUUUUGUCAAAGGCUGGUCUAUUACCUCACACUUCAAAUUUUAAUUUCCCUGGGAUAAUGCUGCACAUUCACACCCACUAUUGUGCUUAUUGUGCUGAGGAAUGUGUUCAGUUGUUUCUCCGUGGUUUUCUCUCACAGUAAGAAGCCUCUGAUGGUCAUCCAUCAUCGGACAGACUGCCCGUACAGUCAAGGUACUGCACUUACUUUGUUUCUACAGAUAAAAAAUAUUGAGUAUAAAACAACAGGCUAGCACAAACCGCACAGUCCCUCUAACCCAGGCGUGGGCUUGGCGUCACGGGGAACACAAUGAGUGCGUUCCUUCAUACCUGCUGAACAGGCACUGCAAAAAAAAAAAAAAGAGAGAGAGGUUGGAAUUGUAUUCAUAAAUCACACAGCUGGUUUCCUGAGAGUCAGCUCUGCAGAAGUCUCCACUGGUGUUUCUUAAUGCCUAAACCUUACAGACCACCUACAGGGCAAAAUCUGGCUCUCACUUCUGACUUUUGUUUUGUUUUAUGAAACACUUGAAUGUCUUAAAGCCUGAAUAGAUCAGCACAGCAUUUGAAAACCUUCCAUAACCAAGACUAAUCUAAAUGGAAAGGCAAUAAAAACAUGUAUUUUAUUCAGUCAUAGCUUAAAUACUACACAACCUUUGCUAUGAACACUGCAGAUCAGCUGUCUUACCUGUAAAACCUGUUCAGCAAGACAAAAGCACGGGCCAGACUUUUGUGAACAUGACCUCGAAUAACUAACAAUACCAAAUUUAAAAUUCCUGCUUGUUCUUUGUAAUUAUCAAAACUGCAUCUGCAUUAUAAUGACUGUUAUAAAAAAAAACUCUUUUCCUUGACCCUUCAAUCGAAACUAAACAGACAUCUCUCCACAGAGCUGAAGAAGGCUUUUACUGCCAACAAGUCCAUCCAGAAAAUGGCCAAAAAAGAUUUCAUCAUGCUCAACCUGGUGGUAAGAAAUUAAAAAACAAUAGCAGAUGUUUCUGGAUUUAUUAAUAUCACUUUUUGUUUGAAGGAUUUGUUCAGAAUAUGGCGUUCCUUGUCUAAAAAGAUCAUUCCUAAACCAAUAUUUUAUCACCUUUCUAUGGUUUAAGCAAAAAUAUCCCUCUCUAUGAAAGUAAAAAAGGUCAUUAUGAAAAUAUGAUCUUGGUGUUGCCCUCUAAGACAGUAACUUUUCCUCUACUCAUAACAGAACAACUUUUUUUUUUCUUCUCUUAACAGGAGGAGACUCCAGACAAAAAUAUGGCCCCUGACGGCUACUACGUCCCCAGAAUCCUCUUUGUUGGUAAAUACUUGCUCUCCUUACCCUUUAACACUCAAAGUUCCACAGCGACUUUUAUGGGUUAUAACAGAAUGAGGAUUCGAGUGUGACAGAUGGCAUGAGUACAAUGAUGUAUUUUUAAUGGAUGUGUGGGACGUGUCAGGGAAAGAAGCACCUAUUUGGCACCACCAUUUGUUUUCUCAUUAAAGACAGUAUACUUUGUUUAUUCCUGAGGGUGACUUCAGUUCUAGAUUCUGUUAAACAUGCAACACACAGACCAGAAAAACACAGUCAGGGUUACCUUUGGCACAUAUGCAAAGUUUGUAUUGGUUUCUGGUACAAAAAUGAGUACAGGUUAAUAACAUACAAAUCUAUCUAGCAGCUCUCGACUCUUGAGAAACCUUAAAUGAAGUAAUAUAAAAUCAAUGACAGUAUAAAAUGAUAUCAACAAAACUUAAUCAAAGUGUAUGCAAAAGAUGCUAUGGAGAGCUUUACAUGCUUGCAGGGGGGCUGAAAGAUAGUGUUGUGUUGUUCACGAACGAGUCGUUAAAAAGAACUGAACGAAGUGAACCGAAUCACUUCCCUGAGUGAUUUGUUCAUUGCUCACUUCAGUUGAGAUGAAGUGAGAAACAGCAUUGCCAGGCCAGCAGCUGGCAAACGAGGGACCACAUGCACCGACGCCUGAAUCACUUGAUGAACGGAUCACGCAUUGAACUACACUCUCUGGGAUCAUUUUUGUAGGACAAAACUUCCUUUUUUUUCACUGCUAAAUUGCCACCACAACAACUUGCAUACAAUAGGACACAGCAUGUAACAAGUAGUGCAUUAAACCCGCAGCAUCCUAUCAGUACAGCGGUUUGCGAGGGAACGGUGCAUGUUCAGUGUGAAUUCUUCUAAACGUUCAGUGAACGGAUCACUCACUGAGCCCAAUUCACCAAGCAGACCUGGUAAAAAUAGCAUACCAUAGAACAGUUCACUUAAUACAUCAUGACUUAUAAACAGGUUUAUUUUUACAAACCUGUCUGCCAAAGCAAAACAGCCAAACACUCUCGUCUUUCGGUCCCAGAAGCUAUGAACUGAAUUGAAUCCUGAACCGUUAAGCUGUGUAUCAGUUCAGGAGGUCAGAGUCAUAGGCUUCUCCCGCUAAAUGAUUAGGCGAUUUGGUGAACGAAUCUUUUGAAUGAAUCUUUUUAGUGAACUAAUUCUAGUGAUUCAGUACAUCUAAAAGAACUGCCGUGCCCAUCACUACUGCAAGAUGCUGGUCAAGGAAAUUCUUGCAUACAAAUAUAAAAAGACAGCAAACAGUGUUGUUGACAAUUUUUAAGUCCAGCUGGUGAGACUGUUAGACUGUAAUGAGUCUGAUUAAUCAACUUUACUGUGAUGUUAAGUUUCCCUUUAGACGGCAUAAGAGUCUGUAUCAAGGUGGGUCUGUAUUGGCCACAGGGAGCACCAGAACAUGUUGCACUGCAGGUCCACUCCCACAUGCACCACAAACAAACAGAAAACACAAACAUGCUGCAGCAAGUGCACCAUGCAUGAGGGACAGAGGCAUCCUUCAUAGGAUUUGACUCUAAUAUAGAUGAACUGUUCCUGCUGUUGUGCGAGGUUUUGGUCCAGAUGGACGGUAGAGAGGGUCUCGAAGAGUCUUGGUCUGGGGUGAGAGGUCACAAUCUCACUCGCAUACAGUGGGGUCCUGGAGGUGUAAAAAUCCUGCAGAGAUGACAGCCUGCAUAGUAUUGGUUGCUAUGCACCAGACUGUGAUGAGGGAGGACAGGAUGGUGGUGUAAAGUGAGCCAUCACUGCCCUUGACUAAAAGUACACACAUCCUCUGCUGUCCUUUUUGAAUGAUGGUCCACAGGAGGCAAAGAGACUCCACAGUGGAAACUGGGGAGUCACAGAGGGUGAUGAGGGUCAAGUGUGGCUGCAUUUUUGUUAAAACCCACAACCAUCUCCACUGUCUUCAGAGAAAUAAACUCCAUGAUAUUCUCACUGCACCAGAUGGUCAACCUCCCACCUGGAGACAGAAGGUGACCAUCUGGAGGGUCCUAGAAACAUGCACCAGUGGAGAGAUAUCAGAGUGAGGGGGCUGCACGGAGACUUGUACCAGAGCAGUUAGCUCAGUGCCACGCUCAAAACACCACUCCACCUAACACGCCACUUUCUUUACUUCUGUCCAGGUCCUAACCAUCUCUUUCACUUUCACUUCUUUCUCUCACUGUUAUCAAAAUGUGUUUCCCACUAAUGAAAUGUGAUCCUGUGACAAAUGUGACAAUCAUGAUCCUCCUCCUGAUAAUCUGGGUGAUGUGUUUUCUGCAGAUCCAUCCAAGGCAGUGCGUGAUGACAUCCGAGGGAGGUACAGCAACCAUUUGUUCCACUACAAGCCUUCAGACAUGGACCUUUGUGAGUGACCGUUUCCUUUCUCUGAUGACAGUUUGGAGGGAUGGCACACACCUCACCUGUCAGCAGGAGUGCAGCUAAACUGAGAUGUUUUCAAAAAGCAUGAUGCCAAACAUUUCAUAUUUUUCAUUUUGAAGAUUUAAAAAGAAAAAAAUUAGAUAAGUCUUUUAGGUCAGUGGAAUAAGUUAGGACAAAUCUGGUAACACAGGCAGGUAUCUGUUGUGUUGGUUGUUUUUUCUCAUUCCUCCUCUCUUUCUUUCAACAGUGGAAGAAAACAUGAAGAGAGCCAAAAUUCCCCUGAAAAGGCACAGCGAACUCUAAACUGGCUGAGCGCUGAGAUCAGGGAUCGACACAGAAAUGUUUACAUGUUGUUCAGAGAUCAAUAAAAC
This is a messenger RNA of Xyrichtys novacula (pearly razorfish), 6044 nucleotides long. NCBI's taxonomy places the organism in Eukaryota, Metazoa, Chordata, Actinopteri, Labriformes, Labridae. The record is from the annotation of a GenBank genome assembly.